Messenger RNA from Acanthoscelides obtectus, 318 nucleotides. The record is from the annotation of a GenBank genome assembly. Lineage: Eukaryota; Metazoa; Arthropoda; Insecta; Coleoptera; Chrysomelidae.
AUGUCUGGAAAAUCAGGAAGAUCUUGAAAAACGAUUGCGUUGGAAACCACAGGAUGUGUAAUGAGCGUUAUAAAAUUAUGCUACGCCACUGUGCCACAUGUAUUCUCGGAUGCAAAAACCGAUCUAUACAUCAGUAAUUCUUACCAUGCUUCCUCGUCUGCAACUGAAACUAGUUCGUGUUUAAACUUGACCUUCAGUAACAAUUCUAACACCUGUACAUACGCUGAAUUAUUUUUUAUUGACGAGAAUGUAGUUAUUCAUCAACUGAUUGUCAUAACUGGUGUUUAUUAUCUGUCUCCGGCGUGUUUUUCUCAAUAG